AGUAGGCGCGCGAGGCGCUUUAAGACUGGACGCCGUGUCGCGUGGAAAAAUCUCGGAAAAUAAUUUCACUUUUUAAUUUUUGCGUAAUUUCUGGUGAUUGCGUGUGUGUCUCAUCUGUACAUAUAUUGUACAUAUAUAUAUGUAACUGGAAAGUGAAUAUACCGAAAUGGCUGCUGCAUUUAGAAAAUUCAAUUAGAUUUGAGUGUUUUGAGUUAAACAAGUAUUUCGGAAGAAUACAAAAAUGCAUUUGUGUCCAGGUCACAUUUACCUUUUCAUUAUCGUAUUUUUUAAAACAAUACUCGCCUUUGGCGGAGGUGAUCGCAAUGAAAUUUCCGUGGGUGCCAUUUUCUAUGAAAAUGAAAAGGAUAUCGAACUGAGCUUCGAUCAGGCCUUCCGAGAUGUCAACAACAUGAAGUUCGGCGACGUCCGGUUCAUCCCAAUCAAGAGGUAUAUGCCCACCAAUGAUAGUUUUCUCCUGCAGCAGCUGACUUGUGAACUGAUUUCCGAUGGCGUUGCGGCUAUUUUUGGACCAAGUUCAAAGGCAGCCAGUGAUAUUGUGGCGCAAAUUGCAAACACGACUGGCAUUCCACACAUAGAGUACGAUUUGAAGUUGGACACGGCAACCCAGCAGGAGCAUCUCAACCACAAAAUGUCGGUCAAUGUGGCGCCCUCACUGACAGUCCUUUCGCGGGCCUAUUUCGAGAUCAUCAAAAGCAACUACGAGUGGCGCACCUUUACUUUGAUUUAUGAAACACCUGAAGGUCUGGCACGCUUACAAGAUCUUAUGAACAUUCAGGCACUAAACAGUGACUAUGUGAAGCUGCGAAACCUGGCAGACUACGCGGGAGAUUAUCGAGUGCUUUGGAAGGAAGUAGAUGAAACCUUUCACGAACACCGGAUCAUUCUAGAUUGUGACCCGAAAACUCUUAAGGAAUUACUGAAGGUUUCGGUGGACUUUAAGCUGCAGGGUCCUUUCAGGAACUGGUUUCUCACCCAUUUGGACUCACAUAGCUCGGGUCUGAAGGAUAUUUAUAAUGAAGACUUUAAAGCAAAUAUUACCUCCGUGCGCUUGAAAACUGUAGACCCAAAUCCUUUUGAUAGAAAAAAGACUCGUAUUACAGAGGUGGAUCAAAUUCUGGGAAACCAAACCAUGUUGCCCAUUCUUAUAUACGAUGCUGUGGUGCUCUUUUCCAACUCUGCCCGGAGAGUUAUAGCUGCCAUGGAGCCGUAUCAACCGCCGAAUAGAUAUUGUGGCAGUAUGAGCCCCUGGGUACUAGGGCCUUUUAUAGUCAACGAAAUGAAGACCAUCUCCGAGGACGAUGUAGAGCCCAAUUUCAAGACCGAAAAUAUGAGGCUAGAUGAAUAUGGACAGCGGACAAACUUUAACCUGGAGAUCUACAAGCCAACUGUGAACGAGCCCAUGAUGGUCUGGACUCCUGAUAAUGGAAUAAAAAAACGACGCCUCAGUCUGGAGCUGGAAAACACAGCAUCCACUCAGGAUUUUUCAGAGCAGCGUCGAGUUUACACGGUGGUAACUCACUACGAGGAGCCAUACUUUAUGAUGAAAGAGGACCACGAGAACUUUAGGGGGAGAGAGAAAUAUGAGGGAUAUGCUGUGGACCUCAUAAGCAAACUUUCGGAAAUCAUGGAGUUUGAUUAUGAAUUUAUGAUUGUGAAUGGAAAUGGAAAAUAUAAUCCUGAGACUAAGCAAUGGGAUGGCAUUAUUCGCAAACUAAUAGAUCAUCAUGCUCAGAUAGGCGUUUGUGAUCUCACUAUUACACAACUGCGAAGGUCUGUUGUUGACUUCACAGUGCCCUUCAUGCAGCUGGGCAUUAGUAUUUUGCACUACAAGAAACCGCCAGAACCCAAGAACCCGUUUGCCUUCUUGGAACCCUUUGCCUUCGAAGUCUGGAUCUAUAUGAUAUUUGCUCAGCUAGUGAUCACUUUGGCUUUCGUUUUUAUUGCCAGGUUGUCUUACCGGGAAUGGCUGCCCCAUCCGGCCAUUAAAGAUCCCGAUGAACUGGAGAAUAUUUGGAAUGUGAAUAAUUCAACAUGGCUAAUGGUGGGCUCUAUCAUGCAACAGGGUUGUGAUAUUCUUCCAAGGGGUCCCCAUAUGCGCAUCCUUACUGGAAUGUGGUGGUUCUUUGCCCUAAUGAUGCUAAGUACUUAUACUGCAAACUUGGCCGCUUUUCUGACCAGCAACAAAUGGCAGAGCAGCAUCAAGAGCCUGCAGGAUCUGAUCGAACAGGAUGAAGUGAGCUUCGGCAGUAUGCGGGGUGGCAGCACUUCCCUAUUCUUCUCCGAGUCGAAUGACACCGACUAUCAGAGGGCGUGGAACAAAAUGAAGGACUUUGAACCAUCUGCCUUCACUAGCACCAACAAAGAAGGCGUGACUAGGGUCGAGAAGGAAGCUGGUGACUAUGCCUUCUUGAUGGAGACCACAAGUCUGACGUACAAUGUGGAGCGAAAUUGUAAUCUAACUCAGAUAGGUGGAACGAUCGGUGAAAAACAUUACGGCUUGGCUGUGCCCUUGGGUGCUGACUACCGAACCAACCUCAGUGUCUCGAUUCUGCAGCUAAGUGAGAAGGGCGAGCUCUAUAAGCUAAAGAACAAGUGGUGGAAGAAGCACAAUAUCACCUGCGAAGCCGCCCACGAGGUGGAUGGUGACGAGUUGUCUAUCAUCGAACUGGGAGGUGUUUUUCUUGUUCUGGCUGGUGGCGUUCUGACCGGUGUCAUUUUGGGCAUAGUCGAGUUCCUUUGGAAUGUGCAGCAUGUAGCGGUCGAGGAGCGGGUUACCCCUUGGGAGGCACUCAAGGCGGAGUUUAUAUUUGCCCUCAAGUUCUGGGUCCGCAAGAAACCAAUGAGGAUCUCCAGUAGCAGCGACAAAUCAACUUCCAGGAGAUCUUCGGAUUCUAGACGCAGUUCCAAGGAGAAGAGCCGCAGCAAGACGGCUAGUUGAACAACUUUGACAAAAUUGUUAGA
This is a messenger RNA of Drosophila bipectinata, 2982 nucleotides long. RefSeq names its product Glutamate receptor IIA (gene GluRIIA). NCBI's taxonomy places the organism in Eukaryota, Metazoa, Arthropoda, Insecta, Diptera, Drosophilidae. Gene Ontology annotation, cellular component: postsynaptic density membrane; plasma membrane. Gene Ontology annotation, molecular function: glutamate receptor activity; transmitter-gated monoatomic ion channel activity involved in regulation of postsynaptic membrane potential. The record is from RefSeq and is a predicted model, not a curated record. Gene Ontology annotation, biological process: modulation of chemical synaptic transmission; synaptic transmission, glutamatergic.